AUGCAUCUGGAGGAAAUAAAACGUGUUAGAAUAAUGACAAUACGGAUUAUUGAUGAAAUCGAAGAUCAUGCUCGAUAUUACACUGAAUUUAAGCAAAAAUGGGUUAAUAAACGCCGCCACAUAUUAUCAUUGAUUAAUACACCUGUUGAUGAUCUCAACGCGAUUUUAAAUGAAAAUAGCAUCAUUUCAUCGCAAGUUACUGACAAUGAAAAUCAUAAUAUUUCAAAACAACCAUCUUUAGCUGUUAAUGAUACCACUAAAUCGGCUGGUGAUUUGGAAUGCUGGUUUGUGAACUUAUUAAUCGAUUCAUCAUCGAUAUAUCCAAUGACAAGUUCAACUCUAAUGCAAAGACUUUCUAUGCAAAUUACACCCGAACAACUAGAACAGUUAAUUAAAAAAUAUUCUCGAAAAAAAUUAAUAACAAUCGAUUAUAAUGGUCAGACAGAUGAACAAUCAUCGAUUAAAAAUCUACGAAUAUUAUCAACUGACUAUAAGAAAUUACAACUAAAGCAACGUGACUUGAACGAACAGUAUGUCCACGGACAUCAUCGACGUUUUUCGAAUACAGCAGAUGAUCUUCCAUCAAAACGUUCAAAAUUAGAAAAUCCUGUAUCACCAUUAUCAAUUCCAUCUACAUUUUGUCAACAACAACACCCUGUUCCAUUGAUGGGUCUUCUUUCUACCUCUCAUUCACAAACCACGAAUAGUUCGUUUAAUUACCGUCGUGGUACUAUUCAAAUGCAAGCGCAAUCUCCACGUCAUUUAUAUAAUUUACUUUCACAACAAUCGGCGUUAGAACGUGAAACAGAUAAAACAAAUACAGAAAUGAAUAGUUUAUUAACAAAACAGACAGCGAUGGAAGUUAUGUUGUACGAACGAUUUCGAACAAAAGAUCGUAUCCAAGAAUAUUGUCAGUAUACCACACGAGAAGAAUGCCCAUUUGCUAAUCCAAUGAUAUUGUUUAUGCUAAAUAAUGAGAAUCAAUUUUCUCCACCUCUCGCGUCAUCUUCAUCCUCAUCCACUAAUAACAAUAUGACGACAACAACACCAAAUGAAAUAAAUAAUAAUAAUAAUGAUGAUGAGACAGAAUCAACUAAAGUUUUAGAUGACAAAUCAGACAUAAAACAAGAGAAAAUAACAGAGAAGGCAAAGGAGAAUGUGGGAGAUGAUGAUUCAGGAAAAAAGACGUCGGCAAAUACAGCGUUACCGAAUUCUGAACAGAAUGCGAAUAACUUAGUAAAUAAUGAGCAUCCGCAACCACUUCCUCCACCACCGCCGCCGCCGCCGCCACAGUCAUCCACAUUCAGACAUUAUCCUUAUCAUCGAAAUUACCAUCAUCGUCAUCCAUUGCCAUCUCAUCGCAAUGGCGGAGGUUAUUGUGGAAAAAUACAUUUUAAACGUCUUAUAAAAUCUCAUACAGAUGUUACAUUAGGCGAUUGUUCGUUUCUAAACACAUGUUUUCAUAUGGAAACAUGUAAAUAUAUUCAUUAUGAAAUCGAUAUGACUGAUGUUAAACCACAACAACAACAGACUAUUCCGCCAAGUAUCAAUACAAAUAAUGAACCAUAUUAUAAUCAACGAUAUCAUAAAAAUAUAAGUCAAACUAUUCCGAUUGUUGAACGAAUAAGUCCAAAUUCAAUUCCAUCUCAAUGGGUUCAAUGUGAUCUUCGAGAAUUGGAAAUGUCUGUGCUAGGAAAAUUUACUGUUAUAAUGGCUGAUCCACCUUGGGAUAUUCAUAUGGAACUCCCCUAUGGAACCAUGGCUGAUGAAGAGAUGCGUCGACUAAAUAUUCCAUGCCUUCAAGAUGAAGGCUAUAUUUUCCUAUGGGUAACUGGCCGUGCAAUGGAAUUAGGACGUGAAUGUUUGAGAAUAUGGGGAUAUGAACGUUGUGAUGAAUUAAUAUGGGUGAAAACAAAUCAACUACAACGAAUUAUUCGAACAGGACGCACAGGUCAUUGGUUAAAUCAUGGAAAAGAACAUUGCCUUGUCGGCGUUAAAGGAAAUCCUCCUGGUAUCAAUAUGGGAUUAGAUUGUGAUGUUAUCGUCGCUGAAGUUCGUGCCACUUCUAGAAAACCUGAUGAAGUCUAUGGUCUAAUUGAACGAUUAUCACCGAGAACAAGAAAAGUUGAAUUAUUUGGAAGACCACACAAUGUUCAACCCAACUGGAUCACUCUUGGAAACCAACUGGAUGGUGUUCGAUUAGUUGAACCUGAUGUAGUCAGACGAUUUCGUCAAAGAUAUCCGACAGGUUAUGCUAUGUCUAGUGGAACAACGACAACAACAGUAUCGACAUCACAACCGCAACAACAACUACAAUCUCUACCGAAUAAUACUAACACUGGUGGAAAUAGAUUAAUUUGA
Messenger RNA from Didymodactylos carnosus, 2361 nucleotides. NCBI's taxonomy places the organism in Eukaryota, Metazoa, Rotifera, Eurotatoria, Philodinida, Philodinidae. The record is from the annotation of a GenBank genome assembly.